This is a messenger RNA of Eurytemora carolleeae, 3146 nucleotides long. RefSeq lists its product as uncharacterized. The record is from RefSeq and is a predicted model, not a curated record. Gene Ontology annotation, molecular function: protein binding. NCBI's taxonomy places the organism in Eukaryota, Metazoa, Arthropoda, Copepoda, Calanoida, Temoridae. The transcript has 3 exons. The coding region runs from base 181 to 2838 and encodes 885 amino acids.
GAUUGUGCUACAGGUUCAGACAUUAUUUCAAACAUGGUUCAAGAUUGAUGACUUAAAAAAUAAAGUUAACAGCUGCUGGAAGAAAAAGAACUAGUGGCAGAUUGAAUUAGUGGAAUUCUUACUGAAAUGAUUGUUAGCAGUUGAUUUAAAGAAACAUCUGGUCAGAAAACCAGUAUUAAAAUGGUUUCUAAACUCAAGACGGAUGAUAUAGACUCUGUUGAGAGUAUUGAAAUGGGUCAAGUCAGUGAAGAAUCUGAAGAGGAAGAUGAUGAAGUUUUUACAGAUUUGAAUACAAAAGAAAAUGGAAGUGCAAAAAAACCAUUGAUAAAAAGUAAAAAGAAUGGAAAGAAAGCCAAAGGAAUUCAUACAGAAAUUCGCACAGGCAAACCUCAUGCUAAAAGGUGUUGUGGUCCAGUAUGUUGUAUAUUCUUGGCAUUUAAAUCUUUAAUGGGAAUUAUUGCAAUAACAAUAAUUUUAACAAAUUAUCUGACCCACUCUAAUUUUCUCUUCUGGAGCUUUGGAUCAAGUGAGUCAGUUGAGAUUGUAGGUUGUCAAAGUAUAGAGAUUGUACCUGUUUGGCAAGUUAAAAUUCCAAAGCUAAUAGUGGAAGGCAGCACCAGGAUGCUUCAUGUGAACAAUGAUCAAGUGCUAGAUGUGGUUUUGGGGUUUGGAACUGGGGCUGAUGGCUAUGAUAUUCCGGAGUAUGUAUGUGAUAUUUACUUUGAUGGACAGAAGCCCUGCUUGGGAGGAAUCAUAGCUUUGGAUGGAAAGACUGGAGUUGAAAUUUGGAGACUUUGGACAAAGCAUGAAAUUUUUGCUUUGACUUGUCAAUCUGACCUGGAUCAAGAUGGGUUUACUGAUUGUCUUGCUGGUGGAAGGGCGGGUGUCUUCUUAGCUGUCAGCAUAAAGGAUGGAAAAGAGCUUUGGUCUUUUGGGGAUCAUGCCAUACAAUCGGAUUUGAUGUCUGUGUUUGCUGCGCAAAUUGUCCAGGAUGUUGAUAAUGAUGGUAUUGAAGAUGUCUUGGCUGUUCAUGGUGGAGAUGCUCUUUCAGAUCCCAACCCUUCUGAACAUAACUUUGGGAGGCUUAUUCUUUUCAGUGGUAAAACAGGCAGACUUCUUCAAUGGAUGCCAACUCCUGACAGUAGAGAAAGCUUUUACCCCCCACAGAUAUCAGUAACAGCUGAUGGAAGGCAAAUCAUCAUAUUUGGAACAGGGAGUAGCAAACAUGGGGGAGGACUUUAUGUCAAAGCUCUAAUUGAUCUCUACAGAAAAAAUGUUACAAAUAUUAAAAUGAUCUACAAGGAUGAAGAUCAAGGUAUUACAAACCCUGCUGCUCUAGCUGAUAUAAACAAUGAUGGGAUCCUGGACAUAAUUUUAGCAUCCAUGCAUGAAAAUGUUCUUGCUUUUGAUGGUGCAACUUUCACAAACAUAUGGAAUGUUAGCAUGGAAAGUCACCAAACUGCUAGCUCUGUGUCUGUAGGAUACUUUGAUUCUGAUGAAAUCCCAGAUUUUAUGGUCAAGUAUAGCUAUGGAGACCAAUUCCCUGUAUUUGAAUAUGAAAAAACAGUUGUUCUCAGUGGGAAAAAUGGCUCGGAAAUAAGUGAUCCAAUCAUAAAUUCCCUGAGCAUGCAGUCCACUCCAAUUUCAAUUAGCAUGGAAGGAUAUGGAAAUGAUAUGUUUCUACAUUGGUCAAUAAAUUGCAUGGACCAUAAAGGGCAAAAAGUAAAAUAUGCUUUUAGGGCCAGUGCUCACAUGUAUGAAAAAAGUCAAGCAGAUCUUUGCCACUCCCUUUUUGGAACUAGACAGGAUGCCAAGCUGAUGGUAAUGUCGAAGAAAUUCCAAGAGGGAAUUUCUAUUUACAAUUCAACAGAUUGGGAAAGUUUUGAGCACCUAGAUGUUCCAAACACUUCAGCUAUGGCAGCAAAGUACAUGGAAGAAAAUCCAGACCUUAAAACAAAACUUGAUCAAGCUGAAGAUGACUAUAGCGUUCUUCCAUAUAAAAAGAAAGACUUUGAUAACUAUAUUAAGCUGUUGCAAGAGGAAAAUGAAAGAGAAUACAAUGGGCAACCACCAAUCAUUGAUCCCUCUUCAUUGACUUUAAAUGAAAACUUGUUGGGAAAUAUAUAUGACACUGAAAAUGACUCUAAUGAUAACUCAGUUGGAAUCCCGGUGUUUCAAGAGGAAGCACUGGAAGAUAAUAAUAUUCCUGAAAAGCGUGUAUAUAACUACCCUAAUUCUGGCUUUGAUUAUCAACCCGCUGAUUAUCCAUCUGUUCCAGCGCAGUUUCCUCAAUAUUCAAAAAAAGAGAAAAGAGCCAGAUUGAACAGAAGGCUGAAGCGUGGCACAGAUAAAUCAUUCCAAGGAAUUCAUAAACAAUCUGCAACCGCAUCAUUAGCUCCAUCUCUUAUUCCUGCCAAUGAUACCAUCGAUGUUGUCUUUCCAACCUACUGGGUGUAUCCACCUAAACUGGACAUCCUUCAACAAGAAGACAUGAAAUGCGUUGAAAGAGAACUUCGCAAUCUUCAAGACAAAAGCCAAGGAUCGGAGCGUGAGUCCACUGUGUCCAAAGAUAUUGAUGAUAUAGAAACAAAAUGUUUGAGAAAAAACAAACAUUUAGCCGAUGAUUCACUGACCUAUGAAACUCCAUCAGACUAUGAUCCUUUAUCAAUAAACAUGGGACAAAUGAUUGUGUACAGAUUUUCCCUACGGUGUAUAUGUGACAAGUCAAAACUGAGCUAUAACCAGAAAUGUGCCAAUAUUCUUCCCUACCAGAAGCAAGGCUGGCCGGCCUACAUGGGGGCAACUGGAGAUGGAAAGUUUAAAUUUUCUAGGAGAUAAAUGCCAUUAAGGAGUUAGAGAAAAGUAUUUAUUUUGUCAUGAAAUAGUCUAAGUUUUCAUAUUUUGUGAUAUCAAAUUUUCUUCCUUUUAAAAUCUAAAUUUUAGGAUAAAAUACUGAUUAUCAUUCUCUUUUUUUAAUUGGCCAUAAGUGUCAAUGCACAAUUUUGUUAAACUAAAAAUAUUUUUAUAAAGUUGUUUCAUACCUCUUCAUCGUAUCCAGAUGUAUCAGAAUAAAAUACACAUUAGUAUAUUUCUGUUGUAAAUGUUAAUGUUCCCAUAUUAUAAAAUAAAUGUUUAAAUAGUGAAAA